UGGUCAGUAGGUGACCACGAGAGGUUUAUUUUCAUUGUCAAUUUCACUUGUUAAAUUUUGGUUAAUUUCUUAGUCGGCGAGAUCGAUCGUGGUAAGGCAAACGCCUCCACGAAACGCGCCCCGCCGAAUGGCGGGCGAGAAAUCUGCAAACAUGCAGAAGAUAGCAAGCGUUGACGCUCGAAGAGCGUGCGCUACUUUGCUGAAGCCCGAUUGAACUCGCCCUCUGGGGGUUACCGCAAUGAUCCGCAUUAAGAUCAGUCGGAUCAAUAUAGCAAUCGCUGCCCUUGGCUCCAAAAAAUUGCAAAAAGAUGAACUCAAUAAAAUGCGCGGAUGAAAAUGAAGCGGCUCAAAAAUCAAAAUAACAUCUUGGUCGGCGCAAGCCCUCCGAGACAUUGGCAUGAUGGCGAGCGCCAUCAUUGUCAAAAGCAAAGACAUGGGGGCAAAUUGCUUCCAUUGUCAAAGUGCGCGAGAUCGCUGGGGGGCAAUGCCUUCCAUGCGAGCACUAAAGUGCGCGAGAUCGCUGGGGGGCAAUGCCUUCCAUGCGAGCACUAAAAAUAAAACUGGGGGGCAGAUGCCUUCCAGGUAAAAGGCCUGGCGGCGAAUGCCGUCCGAGCCCGAAGUACAUGACGGCGAAUGCCUGAUUGUCAAGAUGGCAUAGGGGCGAAUGCUUCUAUUGCCUAAGUGCGCGAGAUCGC
Messenger RNA from Amoebophrya sp. A120, 695 nucleotides. NCBI's taxonomy places the organism in Eukaryota, Dinophyceae, Syndiniales, Amoebophryaceae. The record is from the annotation of a GenBank genome assembly.